ACUUUUAAACUAUUUCCACUUCCUGUCGGCUAGUGCAAGUCAUUUCUGUAAUCAUAGUUUGAGAAAUAUUAUAAAUCCUGAGCAAUGACUGAGGUAAACGAUCUUAUUAAGCCUUUACUACCGAAGAUCGAAAAGGUCGUCGUGCACCCGUUGGUUUUAUUAAGUGUUGUCGAUCAUUUUAAUCGAAUGCACAAAAUCGGCCACUCCAGACGAGUUGUUGGUGUAUUAUUAGGUUCUCAAAAAGGAACUUCUCUGGAUAUUUCAAACAGUUUUGCAGUGCCUUACGAUGAAGAUGACAAGGAUAAAUCAGUAUGGUUUUUGGAUCACGAUUACUUGGAAAAUAUGUAUGGAAUGUUCAAAAAAGUCAAUGCUCGGGAAAAGAUAGUUGGAUGGUAUCAUACUGGACCCAAAUUAUACAAUAAUGAUAUCGAUAUUAAUGAAUUAUUCCGCAAAUAUAAUCCAAAUUCUGUGCUUGUGAUUAUUGAGGCCGAACCUAAAGAUUUAGGUCUUCCAACCGAUGCCUAUGUUGCUGUGGAAGAAGUUCAUGACGACGGUACACCUACCACCAAAACAUUCGAUCAUCUACCAAGCGAAAUGGGUGCUGAAGAAGCCGAAGAAGUGGGCGUAGAACACUUGUUGAGAGACAUUAAGGAUACAACUGUUGGAUCUCUGUCCCAAAGGGUUACAUCGCAAUUAAUAGGAUUGAAAGGUCUACACUCUCAAUUAGAGGAUAUUUGUAAAUAUAUGAGAAUGGUAGCUGAUGAAAAAUUACCUAUAAAUCACCAAAUUGUUUACCUGAUGCAAGACGCUUUUAAUCUCCUUCCGGAUGUUGUAGCUCCCAAUUUUGUCAAAUCAAUGCAUGUCCGAACAAAUGAUCAAAUGCUGGUUUUGUACCUUUCUGGUUUGAUAAGAGCCAUCAUUUCCUUACAUAACCUUAUAAAUAAUAAAAUUAGCAAUAAAGAAGCCGAAAGAAGUGACUCGAGGCAAGAAAAGAAGGAUAAAGAGGAAGAGAAGAAAAAAGAGAAAGACGAUGGAAAAACAGCGACGAAAAAACCUGCCAAAGCUUAA
Messenger RNA from Dimorphilus gyrociliatus, 1068 nucleotides. The record is from the annotation of a GenBank genome assembly. Lineage: Eukaryota; Metazoa; Annelida; Polychaeta; Dinophilidae.